Poecilia reticulata (guppy) is the source of this 2587-nucleotide messenger RNA. RefSeq names its product FXYD domain containing ion transport regulator 6 (gene fxyd6). Lineage: Eukaryota; Metazoa; Chordata; Actinopteri; Cyprinodontiformes; Poeciliidae. The record is from RefSeq and is a predicted model, not a curated record. Gene Ontology annotation, molecular function: sodium channel regulator activity. Gene Ontology annotation, biological process: regulation of sodium ion transmembrane transporter activity. Gene Ontology annotation, cellular component: membrane.
UCUAAAUCAGGUGGAUUAUUCUUGUCCUGUUCGCCCUCUUCUGUCCCUUCAUCUCCUUCUUCUUCUCUCAAUUUGGCCGCGGCAUCACACGUGUUUGCCAUGGAAACGGUUUUGCUCUUCCUCUCCUCACUCCUGGUGUGUGUAGCCGCUGAAUCAGACCCCAAUGUUAUGGAGGAGCAUUCAGUGGCUGAAAAUCCUUUUAUUUACGAUUAUGAAAGUUUGAGAAUUGGGGGAUUGACAUUUGCUGUGAUCCUGUUUAUGCUGGGCAUCCUUCUAAUCCUCAGUCGACGAUGCCGCUGUGGAGGAAAACAGAAGCCCAGGGCCCCUGGAGACGAGGAGGCACAAGAGGAGAACCUCAUUGUCACCAAGGCUGCAGCGGCUGCCAAAGAGACUCCAGCAGAAAACUGAGGCAACGGGAGCGGUUUCUGAAAGGAAGCAACAACAAUGUUUAAAAAAAAAAAAAAAUUAUGUGAGGUUUAUUCUAGUUAGUUGUACGGGAGGGUGAGGACAAGGUGUAAACGUUUUUAAAAAAUGUAACAAGUGAGUAGAUCUUUUGCCAGGUGUUCAUUUGUGUGUGUGUGUGUGUGUGUGUGUGUGUGUGUGUGAAUAGUCCUUCAGUGCUCUUGUCAAAUGCUGUGCCUUUUCUGUGACAGUCUUUCACUGCAGUUUGUUGUGGCAUCUUUUGGCACAAGUUUGUCUUAUAAAUUCUCGAGAUAUUUUUAGUGUUGUGGGUUCAGAUGUUUCGUUGUUCUUCUACUAACUGACUUUAGGUUUUAGGAUUCGUGAAUCUGUUGCUCGUUUUCUCAGCCGUCCUGAGGGAAAAAAAAAACAAACUGUCAUAUGUAUAUGAUAAGAUAUAUGCAUAUAUACAGUAUUUAAAUUUAAAUACUUUACAUAUGAGCUAUUUAGUCAAAUAUACGAGAUCUAUGUGUGUGUUUGAGUGGUUAGGCGUGUUUGGGUGAACAUGUGUGCAGGGCUGGAUUUAGGAGAAUGUGGGCCCACAGGGUAAAUCCGUUCCAGUGAAAGAUUAAAGUAAUGUUUAUGAAUGAAAUAAAAAAAAAAACAUACUUAUUGUGACUAACAUGUUGCAUAGCAUAUAGUUUAUUGAGUGUAGUUUAUUGUGUUGAAAUUCUAAGUCAAUUAACAUAAUUAAAUAAUUGAAUCGUUAUCCAUUGGAAAUCUUCUUUUUUUUUUUUUUUACUUGACCCUAUAUUAUAUUGUAUGAAAUCAAAUUUUAUUGUAUGAUUCAGUUGAAUCAAAACAAACUUAACCAUAAAACCUAACUGAGAGGUCAGCAAGUAUUUUUGAACAGGCAUGUAAGCUGUGUCUGCUGAAAAGAGACGUGUUGGCCCAAAAUAUUACACCACCUAUGCUUGAGCUGUGGUCCUACUGCCAAAUGCAGAAAUGCACUGCUCCGUCAGAGCCAGCAGGAAUGUCUUAGUGCUAUCAAUCACUCUGAUGUAUGAGCUGCAGCUACGCUAACGGGGAGGAAGUGGCUGAUAAUUACAGGAAAACUGUUUAUCCGCCAUCAAUUGGUGGUCAUGCUUACUAGCCUGCAUGUUCACGGCAAGGUCCAUUGUCAGGAAGUAGCUGCAGCAAAGCAGAUAACAAGAAGGGUGUGAGCAGCACAUACAUGAAGGUGAUUGACAGUGCUCCUCCUGGCUCUGAUUGGAUGUUUCUGACUGGCUGGCGUAUUUUUGCAGGUAGAAGUAGGACCUCACGGAGAAGGCAGAGGAGCUUAACUUUUUCCACAGAUCAACUGUUUUAUAAUAUCAAAACAUGAUGACAGUUUUAUUAAAUAUGUAAAGAAACAUGUUUUGUUUUUAAAAGUUAGAUUCUGCAUCUUUAACAACAACCCCCAAAAUGCAGUGUCCCCAGGCUACUGCCUCUGUCCCCCUCUUUCUUAAGUCCGGCCCUGGGUGUGUAUUGUUUGGCGUGCAGGAUUGUGAACGCAUCACAUCUGCUCUGGUUGUGCAUCUCUCCAUGUAGACGUGGUUAGCCUUUUACAAGACAAUCUCAGCGCUGCUCUCUGAGCGGGAUUCGCAGGUAUCUGCACGGGCUCCUCCACUGUUGUGUGUGUGUGUGUUUUUUUUCUUUUUUUUUUUUUUAACCACCCGAAGUGGAGAGAGCUCACACAUCAGCUGUGUCACUGCCUUUCUUCUCCACAUAUCUACUGCACUGCUGCGUCACUGGCUCCACUGGGAUUAACUGGUCUCUAGCAGGCAGUGAUUAGCUUCCCCUCCACUUGCAGUCGCUAGCGCUGCAAGCUCUUCAAAGCGGGGGAAGUCUUCUUUUCCUGUUUUUAUUUUUGCUUUCCUCUGUCACUGUUUUUUUUUUUUUUUUUCAAAUGACAACACAUUCUCUGAAAGAUUAAGUGUGGAUGCUGUGUUUGAGAGGUUUAACCUCAAAAGCUGUGUGUUAUUUCUGUGCCAGUCUGUAUUAAAAGUAGCUAAACGCGAGCUAAAGCAAAGAGUGGGAACAGACUGCUGUACAACUACUGCUGUGUUCAUCUCCUGCAUAAAGCCUUGUUGUGUAGCAACCUGUGGUGCUUUUGGCAUAAUUUAAUAAAAGUGUGUUCAAAGACCGA